GUUCUUAAUGCGAAUGAGGAUAAGAAAAACUAUCAGUGUAUGACUAUCCUAUUUUGCAGUCAGUCCUGAAGUCAGUUCAGUUGGUGUUAGAAGGUCGGUCCUGUCCAGGUCUGUUCAUUAAAAUAAAGUGCAGUGGAAAAAAGUACCAGGCUUAAAAGAAGUGCCUUCGCCCAACUGAAAAACAUGGAGUCUCAACCAAUGCUGUGGGUGUUCUGUUUGUACCUGCAAGUUAUUUUUUCUCCAGGCUCCUCUGAAGUGUGGAAGGCGAAAAUCGUUUCCCAUAUGAGAGCCAUGACUGAUUCCUGCGUGGUAAUACCAUGCACUUUUACGUAUCCAGGAAACCCAAAGUCUGCGACACAACAGAGGGCAAUUUGGUUUGAAAAGGAUGAUCCAAAAAAAUUUAUCUAUGAUGAAGACCAGUCAAAGGUGGACAACAGUUUUAAAAAACGCACAAAGCUAGUGGGAAAUCUCGGAGAAUUAAACUGCUCUUUGGAAAUCGACCAUAUUAAAGACCAUGACAAUGGGGAGUUUUGCUUCAGGAUUGAAAUUCCCAAAUUAAACCAAUACUCCUUCAAAGAAAGCUGCGUGGUGAUCAAAACAUUUGCUCCUUCUUCAGACAAGCAGAGCGCCCCAACACUGAGUCACCCCCACGAUCCCGUUGAGGGGAGCGCCUACACCAUUAUCUGCUCUGUUUACCACACCUGCCCCUCGCACGUCCCCACGCUCACCUGGAGUCACGGCACCCGAGGCCAAAUCAUCACCAUGCACAAAGACUCUGAUCACGGAAGGUGGGAGACCCAGUCCAUCCUCACCUUCAUCCCGAAGCAGGAGGAUGAUCACCAAGAGGUGUCCUGCACAGUGACACACCGCGGAAAUAAACCUCUGAAGAGCGCCAUAAAACUCAAUGUGAAAAGUAAGUUCAGCGUUCUCUUCUACAUCAUCAUCCCUCUAGUGGUUGCAGCGGGGACUGCAAUAGUCUUCGGGGUACUGAUUAUGUUCAUGAGGAAGAAAUACAAGAACCGCAUCACGGCUCUGCAGAGUGGGGGAGAGAACGGGCUCUGGAGCAGACUUUCACGAAUGUCACGCAGAAGACACCCAGGCAAUUAUCAGGAUGGGACAUCACGGCCUGAAAGGCGGUCUAUUUGGAGUAGAUUUUCUUGGAGAUCAAAUGGGAACAACAGCAACAUGGAUGUUGGUUACAGAGCCAACAAUGAGGUCAUUUCGACUGGAGGCCAGAAGGCCUCAAAACCCCGCUGCCCUUCUCCUAAAAGUAACCCAAAGUCAAGUGCCAAUUCUGGAAAGGGCAGAAAUAAUGACAACUACAAUGAUUUUGCUGAUGCCAACAUAUAUGGAAACUUGUAGCUGAUGCCAGCACAUUUGAUCAAGACACAAUGGAAGAUGUCACCAGAAAAAUUUGCGGUUCCUUUUUCCUUUUCCCCUGGUCUUUCUCAGUUCAUUUCAUUUGUGCUUCUUUCUUUCUUAAUAGUUACAUCAAUGUGUUUGAAAUAACACGGGGAAUCUUAGCUUCUGUUUAGCUGAUCUGGCAUAAUCAUAUAUAUAACCCAUAAUUAACACUAGGCUUCCUGGAUUUACUUACUCACUUCUAACACUUUCCAUUGCUUUAAACAACUUCAAAUAAUGAACAUUUCUGUCAUUUCUUGCACUAUAUUUUCACGUGACCAUAUUACCUGUGUUCUUCCAAUAUACCUAUAUACAAUGUGUACCAAUACAACUUCGUACUAUGCAUUUAUGUUAAUGACAAAUAAAGAAUUGCCACCUCAGA
Anguilla anguilla (European eel) is the source of this 1783-nucleotide messenger RNA. Its product is annotated as myelin-associated glycoprotein-like. The transcript is spliced from 13 exons. NCBI's taxonomy places the organism in Eukaryota, Metazoa, Chordata, Actinopteri, Anguilliformes, Anguillidae. The record is from RefSeq and is a predicted model, not a curated record. Bases 184 to 1362 code for a protein of 392 amino acids.